AGAACUCGUGUUGACAUUGUGGUGAAAGUAUCAGAGUUUGUUUAAUCAAGACGAAGACAUGGCAAGCGUGAACUCGACGGACAUCAUAGCAGAAAUAAAAGAUAAGAAGAACAUGUCAAGCUUUAACUCGACGGACAGCAUGUCAGAAUGGCUCCCAAUUCAAUACGGCUAUCUUACAAUCAGCAUAGUAGCAAUCCUACUAAACAGCACUGUGAUCUACUUGUUUCUAACAAGAAAAUAUUUACGAAAUAUGUAUUCGAACAUAUUCCUGUUCAGCUUGGCCAUAUCAGAUCUAUGCUAUGCCGCUGUAGCCAUACCCUUGCUAAUAAAAUGCGACCAAACUAUGCCACAGUACGUUUGCUACGCCUAUGCAUAUGUUAUGCUGUUCUUUGGUUACAGUACAGUCUACCACAUUCUACUGGGAAUCUCAGAGAAGUUAUGCGCAAUAUGCUUCACGUUAAAACAUCACUCAAUGUUCUGCAAAUCCAUCGCUAUCAAGUUAAGUUUCUCAGUGUGGUUAUUAUCCAUCAUCUUCACACAUAUCCCUGUCUGGUGGGAACACGUUUUUCCUGGUGACACAAGGAACGCAACGGAGAAAAACGUGGAACAAAACAACGAACGCGACGAAGCCUAUUACAGGUUCCAUUUUACAAUAGGAUUUGCAAUUCCUGUGGUAAUAUCAGCAAUCAUGUACUCCAUGAUCCUUCAUAAAAUAUUCAAAGCUUCCAACAGAAGAUUAACCGAAGACACCCAAAGAAACAAAUUAAGAUUGCACGCAGAAAGAAAGGCUGCAUUGACCUUCGCCAUUAUGUUAGCAGCUUUUCUGUUCUCGUGGAGUACUUGGUUUUUAGCACGAAUCGCAUACGAUCGAAUCGUUACCGCAGAUGCUGUGUACUACUUCUUAACAAUAAGUAGAUUCUGUGAUCCAAUAUUCAACCCGCUGCUGUACACAUUUCUCAAAAAUGAUUUUCGACGAGCGUUUUUCAGUCUUUUCCAGAGUAAAAAACAGAGCAAUAAUCUAUCGAAGAUGCGUUUGACUCGAUUGAAUGAUCGCACUUCAAAACAGGACACACAGGAAGAUACAACACGUUCUUCGCCACUUGCCGUAACCAAAUCCAUGCUUUCAACUCAACGCAAGCCUUCACCUUAAUCAAAACUCGUGUUGAACAUGUCCUUACAUCAGAGACCUUACGAUUUAGGACGGCAACGGCUACCAAUACAAGAGAUCAUUGAAAAGAAUUGAAUAAUUACAAUAUAUGAAUAAUUUAGACAUUGUUUACAACGCCAAAUCACAGAUUUUCUCGUCUUGAUACAACGGCUGCAUUUCAAGCCGCAACAAGUGCAACUUCAAACUGAGUUCAGCAGAACUCUUCCCAAACAUAAAACCCAUGUCUUCAACUUCUAAGACUGUAUUAAGAGUUUGUUUUGGCCGUCGCCGUCGCGUUGCCGCCCUAAAAUCAUAAGGUCUCUAUUGCUAUACUCUACAAAACGUUAAAAUUUAAAAAUGUGUAUACUAAUAAUAGUUCCUAAAAACGUUAUAGCAUUGUUUAAAUAUUUAAUUCUUUGACAAAUCUUAAAACAGUUACUUCACUCUAGCUAGACAUAAGGAAAUGUGACUUUGAUUAUAAAUAACACGUAUAGUUAAUAUAACACGUUUCUGGUUAUGUUACUGUAAUCAUGUAAGACUGGAAUAUAAAAUGAGUCUUUUGAGAAAUAUGAAGUGAAAAACGAUAAGAAAAUAUGUGAUAUAUAAUACAUAAAAAAGAGUCUUAGAGUCUGUGAUUCUUUGAUCCAAUUUUCAACCCGAUACUGUACGCGUUUCUCAAAAAUGAUUUUCGACGACAGUCUUAAGAUAGAAUAUAUGAAAAAAUAUAUGAUAAAAAAAGGAAAUAAAACAAACAAUAUAAAAAAGGAGUUUGCC
Molecule: messenger RNA, 1921 nt
Organism: Paramuricea clavata
Lineage: Eukaryota; Metazoa; Cnidaria; Anthozoa; Malacalcyonacea; Plexauridae
Source: the annotation of a GenBank genome assembly